Messenger RNA from Sphaeroforma arctica JP610, 597 nucleotides. RefSeq lists its product as hypothetical. The record is from RefSeq and is a predicted model, not a curated record. The coding region runs from base 1 to 597 and encodes 198 amino acids. The transcript has a single exon. NCBI's taxonomy places the organism in Eukaryota, Ichthyosporea, Ichthyophonida.
AUGAUCACGCUAAUGCCCGACCACAACUUACGAGACCUGGCCCACGCAGCCACCGGGAUCACUCGCAUACUCAAACGCCUGGCUGCGGCUGAAGAUAUUCGUGAGCUGUACUUUGAAGACGCGGUACGCACACGGGCGUUAGUCGCAAGCAGACGCCUCAAGAAGAGAUCCGGCCCGUACACGUACAUGGUACUGCAUAAAGAUGUACCGCAGAUCAUCGAGUUUCAGAACCCACGACGUGACACAGAAGCGCUGGCCACUAUGCGGGAGUAUAUCGCACAGGGCCACGCCUACGAGGCGAACGUUUUCCACGUGAUAACAGAUCUGGAGUACUACUCGUGGAUGCUGGUCGCCGUGGUAACGGACGAAGUGGCGACGAACGUCUUCAACCGGGAGGCGCGUUUGGUCAUUGGGAACAUCACGCUGUGCAAUAACUGCGGUGCUGCGCCGGUGGGUAGCAAUAACUUGCUGAGGUGUGCCAACUGCCGAAUGGCCAACUACUGUAACGCCCAAUGCCAGAAAGACCACUGGCAAACACACAAGUCCGAGUGCAGGCGCAAUUUAAUUGACGAUACGCUCGACCCAGAACUCGACUAG